UCCGCAUGGGUGACGUCACUCGUAGCAACGAAGACACAAAAUGGAGGCAAAUGCGAAUAUUUUGACUGAAGAAAGUAAACAGUUAUAGCGAUUUCAAUCUUUUAUUGGGCUUUUUCUACAAGAAUGAUGCCUAAAGUGUGUAAUAAUCGUUCCAUUAGAGUUGUUAGAUGAUAAUCCUCUCGCUUUGAUGUCGUUUUGAUAGAGUGAAUCGGAUACACAGUUUAUAUCGUUUCUUACCGCCAUUGCUAAAUUUUGGGGAGAUGGCAGGAAAACCACGAAGCAAGGGACCCACGCCUUAUCUUCAACGGGGAACGAGUGAAGAAAUUAGUUAUGAGGACAUCUUGGUAGCUCAAUAUAUGAACCAAAUCGAAAAAAGCCCGCCAAAAUCCAAACGUGACAGGGAUGUGCCUGUUUCUCCCUAUGCAAUUGCCACGUUAACUGGCCAAGAAGUAAAAUCUCGGAGGCCAAAGUCUGCUGUUGCAGCUCGCCGUAAAAAGAGGGACCCAGAAAUGCCUGGCACCUGGCUGCACCAGCCCCCGACUGUUGCCUGGGAGGUGACGGAAGAUGGCGAGGUGGAAUAUGUAGGUCCUAAACCCACAGCUAAACCAAAGAGGAAUAGACCCAUGUCAGCACCAGUGGUAAGACAAAGGUCUGUAUCUGUAACAUCAGGCACUGGUUCCACCUUCUCACACAUCUCCAGGUCCAUGUAUAGCAAUAGCCCAGGUUCUGUUGCUGGCUCAACUGUGAGAAGAAACAAACCCCUGUAUAAGAAGAAGCCCCGUACUUUAUGUGUUCAGGCUUUUCAGAAUGGCAAUAGGGAUAAUUAUGCCAGGGUCACUGCACCAGAUCUGCAGCAGCUUUUGGAUAACUGCACAGCAAAGCUAGGCCUUGUGUCAGCAGCUCGCAAACUGUUUCUUGGUGACGGCGAGCAGGUGAUCAGCCCUAGACAGAUCAAGAAAGAUGCAGAUAUCUAUGUAUCAUGUGGAGAGCCAUUCAAAGAUCCAUAUGCUGCCUUUCAGAAGAGAGAAGAGCUGCGACGAUCAGCCUCAUGGGCACUGACUGGUAUAGUCCUUCCAGAGGACAAGAGUCGGGGGCGGACAAAGCCCUCAUUGUCCAAGCGCAUGCGCACACUUGUUGAGAGUCAAAAGAGACGAAUCCUUUGCUUCAGAAAUGGUGAUAGCUCAGAGGGUGUGGAAAUUGUUGCAGGGCGGUUUGAUGAGUUCCUAGAUGACUGUACUGCCAAACUUAAUCUUGACGCUGGUGCCAGGCGUUUGUUUGACUGGGAAGGUAGCGAGGUCAAAAGCUUUGCAGAUGUCCCAGUCCUGGAUGGCAUCUUGCAGCCUAGUGGUAACGUCGUUCUUGGGCCAGUAUGGGUGACUAAAGGAGGUGAGAGGUUCAGUCCUAAGGGGCCCUACAACUUUGCCUUGACUCUACUGAUGAACACCAGGGAGAGGAUCAAGUACAGCAAAGCCUACAAGGAAGAGCUGGAGACCCAGCUUGGCGAUCAGAACAUGUCAUCUUCCAAGGAAAUCAUGUCCAUGAGCAAGAAUGAAGUCAACAGUGAAAUUAAAGAGGUUGAUGAUCAUAUCUGUGAGCUAGCAAGUGUUGUGCCUGGCCUUAAGCAACAGAUAAAAAAGCUUAGCGAGUCAGUGCAUGAUGAAACAGGAACAGAGAGCUACAAAUUCCAGCACAUCUCGGAGAUUGAUGCCAACAGUCGGCUUCUCGGCAAGCAAGGACUAAGGUUAAAGGUGUAUGAGAAUGGCCAUACAGACGGCGAGGCCAUCAUACACUUUAACCUGCGUGAGGCAGAGAAAGGCAUCCAGGGGGACUCCUCGCAGCUGAUGCACCGCUUCCUUGAUGCCUGCACCAGCUCCCAGAGGCUAGGGGACGGUGCUGGCGGACCGGCGGGGCGCAGGAUAGCCAAGAGGGUGUUCCUCAAGGACGGCAAGGAAGUCAAGGACAUCCACGAGCUUGAGUAUGAUCAGGAGAUAUGGCUCUCUUAUGGCGAGGAGUUCAAGCAGCUCAGUAUGACUGUGCUGCAGCUAACGCUGGACAGAGUGUCCUGUAUGUCCCUAUGGGACGAAAAAGAAAUCGUCCAACGUGAACCCCUCAUGGAAGACGAAAAAGGCCAAGACAAACCUACUGUCUGGAAAGUGGUCAAGAGUUUCCCGCCCGGCACCAAGCGGCAGCUGGUAGCCCUGGACAUGCCUGGCCCUCAGCGGCUGAGCUACGCCCAGGGUCUGCAGGGGUCCCGCGUGGACGAAGGAGGGUACUUUCUCCAGUCGCGAGAGAGGAAGAACCUUGUACUCUACCCGGAAGUGUCGUUGGAGGUGAAAAAGAAGAAGGGGUCGAAGGAGGUGUGGCCAUCUGACGCACAGAUAUGGGUCAUUACGCAGAGCGGCCUCAUCUACAGCAAGGCUAUGCCCCAGCUGGCCCUCACCCGGUCUGAACGCCCCCUCCAGGCGGAGUACGGCGAUGACAAGCUGAUUGGCUGUGCUGUGCAGCUAGCGAAAAGAGCCCCUGGCAAUCCGAAUCAACAGUGGGGCUUUAGCGCGACCGGCCAGAUCUACUCCAUUUCCAAGCCUAGCCUCGUUCUCACGCACGUCGGGGAGCGUCACGUGACUGUCGUGGAUCCAGAUUCUCAAGCCACCAGGCCUUCCGAUGAGUCCGUUGAACCACAGAAGGAAGAGGAGGAGCUGGGCUCUAACCUGGCGAGUCUGCAUUUUAUGGACCUUGACGAGAAGAACGGAGCCAUUGAAUUAGAACCCAGUCUUCCCCCAGCGCAGGCGGAGGACGAGAACACAGGCCCAGGCCUGUCAGAUUUGAAGGACGAGUUUAGUGGUCAGCGGUAUGCCAUCGCACUCUUUCCCAAGCUUCCCGGGAAGCACCCGUGCAGUGGAACUCAGAGGUGGGCCAUCAAGCAAGAGGACCUAAGUACCAUAGGUCAGUGGAAACACACCACCGUGUCUAACCCCGAGUGGAAUAAGCGUGCGCUGUCAUGGCCGGUCACCAACGAUGGCACCUGGAACACGGAGUUCACUUGGCCGAUGGAAGGCUUUCUGCUGCCUUUCGCUCCACCCGUCAAAAGAUCUUCAGAGAAAAAGUCUUCUGCGCCAGGAUCAACGACCCGCCUUCGCGUGUUGAGGAAUGGCGAAGCAGACACGAGCAAGGCCGUUAUCGUAGUGGGACCGGACCUUACUAAUAUGUGGCGUGACGUCAACGAUGCCAGCCCCAAGAAAAAGAACAAAGCCAAGCGGUCGGGGUGCCAUUCCUCUACUGAUGUGUCCGGGGUGUACGAUGCAGACUCGUGUCAUCCUCUGGACCUGAAGCGACUCGAGCUUGAGCUGUUCAUGGACCAGUGCACAGAAGCACUUUCACUGCCAUUCGCUGCCCGCCGUCUGUUCGACGAGGAAGGUCGUGACGUCAUGUGCAUCUCCGACCUCUCACGUGAUCAGCUCGUGUUCGCCUCGUGUGGCGAGUCGUGGACGGACCCCAAGCUGUCUUACUCAGACCAGCAGCGUCGUGCUCUGCUCACGAAUCUCGCCUCGGACAUCGCACGCAUCCGGCAGUACAUUGCCCUUAGGGACCCACACGAUCUUGUGCUGGGUGUGGAGGGUCCUGUCGUCCCUGGGGCCGGGUUGAUCGUCAAUACGUGCAUGCUAACACAGGCGGACCGCGAAAAGCUAAUGAACAAACCCAGCGACGAGGAAGAUGAGCAGACGAAUGGAAACGAAGAUAACAGCCCUGGCGUGGAGCUCAGUUAUUCUAUCAGCGCCCACGAGCGCUCGCACCAGCGGGCCGAGGAGAGGCUAAAAAGCAUGCGCUGGUCGUGGGAGAAUGCUCGCACAUCUAAAGGCGGCCAGUCAUGUGAUGACCCCGACGCGACCGGCGAUUUCGAGGAUGAGGUGACGUUUAGUGAUCCGCAUUUGCAGAAGAAGUUUAGACGACAUUCACUGAAAACGCUCGAUACCAAGACUGAGCCAUCUGACUCAAGCUUCAGGCAGCGUUUUCACUACACCAGCGACGGGUUCAUACACCUGAAGAGGAACUCGAGCCUCGUACUGGGACUGGAAGAUAGUAGCGAGAGUAAAUCAAGCAAUGAGGUUUUGCUGUGCAAGAAGAAAGUUGAGGAUCCAUCUCAGCGAUGGGUGAUCAGUGAUGACGGGUCCAUCAGCCUGCGCUCUAAGCCCGACCUUGUGCUCACGGUUACCACGCCCCCACUAGGGAACGACCCCUUUACGCGGGACGAGGCGCUGGACUUCGGUUAUCGCGGCUCCGUGAUUAUCGUGGCUAACCGCAAGUCGCAUGGCAAUGGCAACGCCCAUCAGCUGUGGACGUACGAUCGCGCGACGGGAUUCAUCGACGCAUUCUCUACUGACACAACAAAUAAAGAAAUCACCGCUGCGAAUAAGGCGAAUGUCUGUACGUACGCCUUGCUGGGGCCCAAAGCACUUCACCAACCGGGUUAUGUUUACAUGGCGGGGACAUCCAGAGAACGAUUAGUUUGUGAUGCUUGUGGUAAAGCGUCGAGAGGCAAAAGCAAGCUGCAGCGGCUGACGGAUACUAAGCGCUUCUCGUGCGCCCUUGGUUCAGAUUGUGACUCUAAUGGCGGCUCUAAGUUAUCCGGAUGUUUCAAGUGUUUGAACAGCAAGGUGGACCUCUCUACCCUGGAGGCGGACUCCACCCUGGAGCUGUGGGAGUACCAGCUAGAGCGCCUGCGCAAUGAGGGCAGCGUCCGCACAAUAACACGUGAGCUGCACGUGGCUAAGAGCGUGCCUGCGGUUAGGAUCAUGGCAUACAAGAACGGAGAGGGAAGCAGGAGUCUUGGAGUGCUUGUUAUAGGCUCUUCCAUACACACGUUGCUUGACCAAGCGACCACGCGCUUGGGACUAACACAGGCAGCCCGUCGCCUGUACACGGUCCGUGGUGAGGUGAUAACGGACAUCGCCCAGCUGGUCAGACCUUAUGACGCAAGCAUGAUGACGUCACGGAUGGAACCGCAAGUACUGGCGGAGGAAAUGCAGAACAAAGUCAAGAUCCGCGAGAAUACGCCUCCUAUUCCUAACUGGCACGCUGUGGAUUAUGUCGAGGCAGAGAACCGUCUUCAUUACAAGUCAAACGGUCAGCAGAUGCGAGACAAAGAGGAUGAGGUGGAGGAAGAUGACCAGAGCUCCGGUAAUGAGACCUAUCGCGUGGAGGAAGGACGCAAAGGCACCGUCCCCAUAGUGAACCAAGAUCCUUCAGAACUCCCGCGCUGGGACACGAGGUGGCCUAUUGAUGUGUGGGUUUCCUGUGGUGAGCCGUUUGUUCCACUCGAAGAGGCUGAUAAACAGUACUUAUUGUCGAUGAAACAUCGUGAGGAGAGAACCUGGGUCCAAGCUUAUCUCGACAUGGAGAAACACGUGCUGAGGCAAAUGCAAGGCCGUCGUAUCACUGGGAUUAGUCCGCCCGAGUCACCUCGAGGAGCUGCGAAAACCUGGUACGAGCCGACACGUAAAGAAGAGAAGAAAGAGGAGACAAUCAUGGAACUCAAGAAACAUCUUAAAGACGUGAAGUCCCGGCAAAAACAUGACGAGGUGACGCUGUCGAAGAGCGCUAUAGAGACAACACAGCGACUGUAUUCCACCCCUAAAACGGUCCGUGUGAAAGUCUAUCCUAACAGCGAGACGACCGAACGAGCUGUGACAGUAUUUGGGGCGAGCAUCCGUGAGAUUCUAGAUAACAGCACGACGCGGCUGGAUCUCAGUAGCGCUGCGCGAAGGCUCUUCAAGCAGUCUGGCCAAGAGGUCGAGUCGAUACAGGACAUCCGUCGUGAUGAGAUGCUGUGUGUCAGCUGUGGUGAGGGGUUCGUCCAGGCAAGAGACCGUCGUCACCAGAUGGAGCUCAAAGCCACAUGGUCCCGUAUGACUCGCUAUGGCGGGGUUGUUCUUCCGGGUAGCCAGCCAGUUACUGCCAGCGAGAGGUUUGAGAGCCCACAACUCGCGUUACCUGCGCCACCCUCCCUUCCCCCGCGUGCUUCUCCAAACAGCAAACUGUCUUCAGUACAUACCCUCCGGGGCAGCGGUAAACCAUUCCACAAGAGAUAAGUCAAAAGAUCGCGCCCCUCGUACCGGUGACGCAACGAGGCACAGGCGCUCGGGCUUACUGUUAUAUCAUGCACCGUUAGUGUAUAUGUGCGUUUGAUAAAAAGUUUUGCUUUGGAUUAAGUUUACAGUCAAAAUAUCAGCUAUUUGACGUACGAGGCAGAUGGACAGACUAGCAGACGAAUGGACGGUCUGGAGAUUGCUUCAUUCCACAAAAUGGAGAGUUUUCUUGCAUUUGAAUCUUCGCAUUUAAUGCAGAAAGAGGUCCCCAUUGCGUGAUCAGAAUAAACUCAUAACUGGCGUUUUAUUGGUCGGUCCUAAUUAUAUUUAUUUCAUGAUUAUCAUUAUUGUAAAUACUUUUUUAGAAGUGGUUUUAUGCAAGUCGCUUGUCGAAGGUGACAUUGACGUUAUUCAAUUCAAUUGUCGGUUGUAACUAUUUCUUGUCAAUAAAAUUAUAUUUUUGAUCAA
Nematostella vectensis (starlet sea anemone) is the source of this 6551-nucleotide messenger RNA. RefSeq names its product doublecortin domain-containing protein 1. The record is from RefSeq and is a predicted model, not a curated record. The coding region runs from base 261 to 6086 and encodes 1941 amino acids. NCBI's taxonomy places the organism in Eukaryota, Metazoa, Cnidaria, Anthozoa, Actiniaria, Edwardsiidae. The transcript has 40 exons. Gene Ontology annotation, molecular function: microtubule binding. Gene Ontology annotation, biological process: intracellular signal transduction; regulation of mitotic cytokinesis.